UUUUAAGGCAAUUAAGAUGCUGACAAAAAUAUACAAAUUGUUAAAAUUGCAUUAUCUGUGUUGGACGUUUUAAUUUGCAAUCCGGAAAUCGUUUUCAAAAAAGUCCACAGCCAUUUGAAGACAAAAGAUAAAUACAAAAUAAAGGUUUUCAAAAAUGGGAAAUUGGCUGAGCAGUUCUGUACCGUCUUCGGUACAUACCAUAAUUACUACUCCCACUUUGAAUCUCUCUAAUAAUAGAACACAAAUUCUUUCUAAAUCUGCUUUACAUAGAGCAUCAAUCCCCGCUAAAUUUUUCACAGACCGUGCAUCAAGUUGUUCUAAAGCUGUUACAGAUAAUACUACCAGAAUCCCUGGUUAUAGUGCUCCAAGCUUUAAAACUAACCAGGAGUCAUCAAGGAUUAGACCAGAUAACCACAAAACGCUGACGUCAUCUAAAGAUCAGUCAAGUUCAUCCAGAACGAUAAAUCAACAUUCUAGGAUAAAUACUAACCGAAAAACCCCUAUACCAGUUCGAAAAAAUCCAGAAAUCUUAUCAAUAUCAAAUACUUUAUACAAUUCUAACAUAAAUUUGACUGAGAAUGUAUUUCAAUUAGAAAUACUGAGUGAAGAUUCCUGCGAAUAUGAUCGUAUGAAGAGUAAAUUUUUUCAAUCUAACAGAAGCUUUUUUAAAUUACAUAGUAUUGAGAAAGUUCACAAUCCUUAUCUUCUCCUACAAUAUGGACUUAAAAAAAGUGAAUAUGAUCGUAGAGGAAUCAGUUACAAAGAAACAUUACUGUUCCACGGAACUAAGAAAGUAAAUAUUGAAGAUAUUUGCGAAACUAAUUUUGACUGGAGAUUACAUGGUAGCGCUUUUGGUUCCAGAUUCGGACAAGGCGUAAAUUUCGCGUCAGAAGCUUACUUUUCAACACAUUACUGUGACCAUGGAUAUAACAAAGUGAUGAUAAUGGUUAAUGUUUUAAUUGGUAACAGCUGUAGGGGAAAUAGGGACAUGGCGAUACCACCGAUUAAUUGUGAUACCAGCACAAACGGCAAGCAGAACGUAUACGUUAAAUACGACGAUAAUACUUUCUAUCCAGCUUAUAUUAUCCAUUUUGGUGGAAUACACUGCAAGAAAAAGAAUCGACUAAAUAUCUCUCAAUAUGACUAUGACCGUAACUCUGACUGUACCUCUGACCGUGACUCUGACUGUACCUCUGACCGUGACUCUGAAUGUACCUCUGACCGUAUCUCUGACAGUACCUCUGACCGUGACUCUGACUGGGUCUCUGACUGUUACUCUGACUGUGAUUCCGACUGUGAUUCGGACUAGCUUUUGAUAAAUGUUUGAAAACUAAAUUAAUUAAUUAGUAUUUUAACAAGUUAACCUCAAGUUUUGGACCAUUGCCUUAGUUGAAUAAACCACGUUUAAUUAAUAGUGCAAUCAACAGCCAUUUUCUCGUGGAAUUUUGAGAAUCAAGGUCGAUUUCCUUGAAAAUUUGGAUUUAUCCUUUUGGAUUAUUUACCUUUGUCAAAAUCUACCCUACGCCGAAGCGGGCUUUUGCCAUCGGGGUGAAAACAACCCCAUCUAGGGGAUGAACAUUUUUUUCAAUUAAGAUAAUUAUGGAAGUCGACAGAUUGACCAAUUCUGAGUAAAUUUUGUUCUAUAUUUUUUUUUGCAAAGUUGAUACUUUCCAAGUUAUUAGCGAUUAAAACUAUGCAUUUUUCAUUGAAAAAAUUCAUGUUUUAUAACCGUUUUUCAUGAAUAACUUAAUAAAAUUUUAAUUUUAUAGAAAAAAUCAUUAAGUACAAAAUUGUAGCUAAUAAAAAAACAAAGAGAUUCGCGUCGGAAAGACCUAUGUAAACCCAAUAACGACCGAGUUGUUGCUCUUUAAAGGAUGAAGAGUUAUUGCUCUAUUUCUGAAGAACCUCGAAAUGGAGAACCUUCAAUCUCAAAUAACUCGAAUGUGGUGAAAUUUUUUGGGAAAACUUAAAAGACAUAUUUUAAAGUUCAUUAAAAAACCUUUUAAAUGAGUUCUGAUAAAAGUUUUUUGCAUAAGAACUGACUGACUUAUGACGAAAAUUAAGUCGCUUCCUGCUUUUUUUUAAUGUAACAAUAAUUAACAUUAACCCCUUCAUUACAAUCCUAAUGGAAACGAAUAGCUUCCCACUUGAAAUUAACUUUAUUUAGGUAUAAUUGAUACGAUCCAUGUGAUUUGACCCGUUUGGAAUACUUAGUAAAAAAAAUAGUUGAUUAAAUCGAAAAUGACAUUUUUAUAAUUAAAAAAAAAAUGCAUUUUUCUUAAAUAAAUCUAAAACUAUUCAUGAUAUCAAAAAAAUGUUUUAAAUAUUAAUUGUAGGAUUUUUUUUACAGAAAAUUUUGAUUUUUUUUUGUGUUUGUAUCGUGAAUACUUUUAGGUUUAAGAAAAAUGCACUGUUCACAAAUCAACUAUUUUUUCUAAACUAAGCAUUCCAAACCAGUCAAAUCACAUGGACCGUAUCAAUUAUAUGUAAAUAAAGUUAUUUUCAAGUGGAAAGCUAUUCAUUUCUAUUAAGAUUGUAAUGACGAGGGUAAACCAAUAUUGUUACACUUCAAAAAAAAAAGCAGAGAGCGACUUUAUUUCUCUCAUAAAUCAUCCAGUUCUUACGCAAAAACAUUUAUCAGAGCUUAUUUGAAAGGUUUUUUUAAUGAACUUUAAAGUUCCUUAAGUUUUCCCAAAAAAUUGCACCACAUUCGAGUUAGGUACUUAAGAUUGAAGGUUUUCCAGUUCGAGGUUCUUCGAAAAUAACCAUCCUUUAAAGAGCAAUAACUCAGUCGUUAUUGGGUUUACAUAGGUCUUUCUGACACGAAUCUCUUUGAUUUUUAUUAGCUACAAAUUUGUUCUUAAUGAUUUUUUUUAUAAAAUUAAAAUUUUAUUUAAAUAAAAAAUAUUUUUAUUUAUAAAAGUUAUUCAUGAAAAACGGUUAUAAAAAAAAUGAGGUUUUCAAUGAAAAAUGCAGUUUCAGUGCUGAAAACCUAGUUUCAAUCGCUAAUAACUUAGAAAGUAUCAACUUUGCAAAAAAAUUUUAUAGAAUAAAAUUUACUCAGAAUUGGUCAAUCUAUCGACUUCCAUAGUUAUUUUGAUUGAAAAUUUUUCAUCCCCUAGAUAGGAUUUCAGGGCAAAAGCCCGGUUCGGCAUAGGGUAGAUUUUGAAGAAGAGGGACCGAGCUUAAAUACAAAUUUUUAUUAAAAUCGGUGUUGAUUCUCAAAAUUUCAUUAGAACUGUCAAAAUAAAAAUAAUGAGUGUUUUAAUUCAUUUUUAUUUUCCGUAGCAUUUAUUUCGCAUAAACGAUAUCUAUUGGUACUUAUACGCUCUGAGCUUCGCUGGUGUCGCUUCUGGCGGAUUACUAAUUCAACUUUCACCGGUAAUUUUUAAAUUUAUUAUUUAAUUGUUAUCGCUUAAUAUUUACAACGCUAAAAAGUAAUUAAAUUGUAAUAGAUUUUUUUAAGAAUUUGCUAAUCAUUUUAACGUUCUAUUAAUGAAAUAUUAAUUUCUUACUUCGGAUACUUUCACAAUUAUCGUGUAGAUGGCGCUAAGAAUUUAUAAUUACAUAUUACGGAACAUUAAAAAAACGUCAAUUCAGUAUUUAAAACGUAAGUAUAUUUAAGGUAAAAAUAUAUACCACAGCUUUGACCAACUAAUAUUUUUUAUAAUUAAAAUGUUUUUAAUUUUAAAUUAAUCACUUUGACAUUUAUGUCAAAUUUCCGGUAAACGUUUACAGACUUGCCACUACUGGCGCUCGCGAAUUUAUAAAUAUCCCCUCUACGUACGAGCUCACAGCGUAUACGCUUUGAGCUUCGCUGGUGUCGCUCCUAGCGGAUUACUAAUGCAACUUUCACCGGUAAUUUUUAAAUUUAUUAUUUAAUUGUUAUCGUUUAAUAUUUACAACGCAAAAAAGUAAUUAAAUUGUAAUCGAUUUUUUAAAGAUUUUGCUAAUCAUUUUAACGUUCUAUUAAUGAAAUAUUAAUUUCUUACUUCGGAUACUUUCACAAUUAUCGUGUAGAUGGCGCUUAGAUUAAUUUAUAAUCCACAGAGAACGGCUGUUCUCACCAGUGGCGCACAACACCCCUACAAGCGACACUAUAUAUAUACGAAAUUUUCGAUUUUCUAAACCUGACUGAAUUGAAAAUUGGGCCAAAUCCCAUCUUAAAGUAUAGGAAAAGACUCGUCCAUCCACAUGUUACAUCUCCAUUUUGGUCCAAGGGUGUGGAUUUUACGGCCCUUCCCAUUUAGAGUCUUUUUUUCGUUCUCGUCAUCAAAACUCCCAAAUAUUUCAAAAACUUAAGCCCGACCUUUGCGGCUUCUGAUAGCAUAGAUCAUUACCUUUCCAACGCAUGUUUAAUUUUGAAAAUCGGUUAUACCAUUCAAAAGUUAUCGAGCUCAGAAGUAUGACUCAAUUUUUAUUUAAAAAAGGGAAAAUGUUUGUAUGUAUGUAUGAAUGUAUGUGUGUGGAAAAGUUACACCGAUCUGAAUUUUUUUUCUGUGUUUCAAGAGGGCGUGAGGGCCGAUUUAAAACCGGUCUAAUUUUUGACUUCUGACUACCCGUAAGCCAGCUAGAGGACUAGGUAGAUACAAAAUAGCAUAUUUUUUGAGCGUACCUAUCUUUGGUUCAAGGAGAGACAGGAAAACCGCAAAUACACCAAAUCAAUAGGGUUGAGUUAAGCUUUCAAAUGGUGCUUAAGCGAUCAACCUGAGACAUACACACUGCUCACCAUAGCCGAAAAACUGAAAAAUUAAAAGACUAAGUUUUCACUCUAAUGGCAUACAACAUAUCCCACCAGAAUGAAAACAAUGGGAACCUUCUCUGGUUACACCUCCGAGGCUUCUACAAUUUGCAAGCCAUACGGAUGCUGAGACUAAGGAAGAUGAGGGAAUUCUACAAUUUACAAUUCACGUCACAUCUGCUCAGCGCGGUAAAGUUCCAACGAGACUGGUUCCCUUCAUACUCCACACAGAGUAAAUGUAAAUCAAAAAUGUAAAUCAAAAAAUGAAAUGUAAAUCAAAAAUUGAAAAUGGUUAUUCAUUUUUGAAAAAUUAAACUUUGAAAAUUUUGGUUUUUCGACAAUUACUCAAAAUUUCAACCUACGAAUUGCGCCAAUAACUAAGCGUUUGUAGGAGGACUCAGGACGCGUCUAACGGUGUAUAUCACAUAUCUGGGAAAAUUCGAAUUUUUUAGUUAUAGGCUUCAUAAGUAUGAUCAAAUCUAUUUCUUAUGGGAAAAACCGUUUUUCAAGCUCAAUAAUUCCUGUAAUACGUUCAGUUAUCAUACUUGAUCUUGGAUGCAUCAAAUACUACUUGUCAAUACGUUUUAAACUCAUGUUUAGUGAUCAACAUCGGUUUAGCCGUUCAGAAGUUAUAGAGCUCCAAAAGUAUAAUUAGUCCAGGAACUGAAACUUUCCCUUCGCAAUUUUUACAGAAUGGAUCGAUUUGCUUGAAAAUUUGACAAUAAGUAGUGGAGAGUCCAAGGAUCAAAAUCUAUAUGAUACCGAAAGACGCUUUUACCAUGGGGUGGUUGCCACCCCAUCUCGAGGGUGGAAAUUUUUUAUUAUAUUUUGACCGCAAAUGUUGGUAAAAACAUUAAUUAUAAGCAAAAAAUGUUUUAUAUUUUUUUGAUAAAAUUAACAGUUUUCGAUUUAUUGGUUAUCGAAACUUAGUUUAUAUCGAAAAAAUCAAUGUUAUUAAUCAAUCAUGGUUUAUGUACUUAUAGUGGUUACAAUGCUAAGUUUGAUUGGGCAAUCCGAGUUCAUUUGCCGGCCAUAAUUACAUAAUUAUUAAGAUGGCUGGGAUAUGAACUCGGAUUGUCUUAUCACUGGUGUCGUAAGUACUAGAUCAUUUGGGAGAAAAUGCGACCAAGGCGACCCCAGAAAACGGCAAUUCUCGCUAGUGGCGCACAACCCCUCUACAUGCGACACUAUAUAUACACGAAAUUUUCGAUUUUCUAAAUCUGACUGAAUUAAAAAAUUAAAGUUUAGGAAAAGACUCGCCCAUCCAUAUGUGAACAUUUCAUUUUGGUCAUAGGGUGUGGAUUUUACGUAUAUUCCUAUUUAGUGUCUGUUUUUCUUUCUCGUUCUCAAAACUACCAAAAAUUUCAAAAAUAUAAGUUCGACCUUUGCGGCUUCUGAUAGUACUGAUCAUUACCUUUCCAACGCACAUCUAAUUUUGAAAAUUACCAGAGAACGGCAGUUCUCGCCAGUGGCGCACAACACCCCUACAUGCGACACUAUAUACAGGGUGAGGCUGAUAACUGGCCUAUUAGAAAUAUCUCGAGAACUAAAAGCAACAGAAUCAUGAAAAUUGGAAUACAGGGGUUUUGAAGGAUGAUCUAUUAAAUGAAAAUAUUUUCAUCUCUUUGCAACUUCCGGUUAUACCGGAAGUUGCUUAUAACUUCGUUUUUUUAAUGGGACACCCUGUAUAUUUUUACAUUUUUGGAUUCUCUUCGAUGUCUUCUUUCUUAAAAUAUGAGGAUUUGUAAUGUUAUACAGGGUAUUUUAAAAGAUAAUUACGUUUGUUUAUUAAUUUCGUAGCAAUAUUCACACCCUGUAGAAUUGUAGUAGUUUGACAAAUAAAACUCUACUUACGUUCAAAUGAUUUUUAAUAUAGUCUACUAUUGUUAGGAAUCAUUAGUAUAGCUAAAUUUUUAAUUUUAGUAUACAGGGUUGGUCGAAACUCGGAAUGAGUAUUUUCUGAGUUUUCUUAAAUGGAACACCCUGUAUUUUAGUAUUGUAAUGAAAUGAUAUUUUAUGGUACUUUUUUAUUUCUUAAGCAUUCCCUAUACCUAACUGCUUUAAUUUGUGCUUAAUUGUUAGUCGCAAAAACAAUCUUAACUACGUAGCUAUUUUGAUAGCUAAACCAUUAUUGGUAGUUUUAAGGAUCGGUCUGGAUUAAUAUGUAUUUAUUUCUGAAAAAUUUUUUGUGAUUGAAUAUUUUCAUGGCCAACCUAAUAAAAUUUUACGUAUUUUUUGUUGCAAUUAAUGUUUAGCUUGAAUCACCAAUAACUCACAAUUUAAAGCAGUUAGGUAUAGGGAAUACUUAUAAAAUAAAAAAGUACUAUGAAAUAUCAUUUCAUUACAAUACUAAAAUACAGGGUGUUCUAUUUAAGAAAACUCAGAAAAUAUUCAUUCCGAGUUUCGACCAACCCUGUAUACUAAUAUUUCAAAAUUAGCUAUACUAAUGAUUCUUAACAAUAAUAGACUAUAUUAAAAAUCACUUGAACGUAAGCAGAAUUUUUAAUGUCAAACUAUUACAAUUCUACAGGGUGAGAAUAUUGCUACGAAAUUAAUAAAAAAACGUAAAUAUCUUUUAAAAUACCCUGUAUAAUGUUACAAAAUCUCAUAUUUUAAGAAAGAAGAUAUUGAGGAGAAUCCAAAAAUGUAAAAAUAUACAGGGUGUCCCAUUUAAAAAAACCAAGUUACAAGCAACUUCCGGUAUAACCGGAAGUUGCAAAGAGAUGAAAAUAUUUUCAUUUAAUAGAUCAUCCCUCAAAACCCCUUUAUUCCAAUUUUCAUGAUUCUGUUGCCUUUAGUUCUCGAGAUAUUUCUAAUAGGCCAGUUAUCUGCCUCACCCUAUAUACACGAAAUUUUCGAUUUUCUAAACCUGCCUGAAUUGAAAAUUGAGCCAAAUCCCAUCUUAAAGUUUAGGAAAAGACUCGUCCAUCCAUAUAUUACUUCUCCAUUUUGGUUCAAGGCUGUGGAUUUUACGGCCCUUCCCAUUUAGGGUCUGUUUUUCGUUCUCGUCCCCAAAACUCCCAAAAAUUUCAAAAGCUUAAGUUCGACCUUUGCGGCUUCUGAUAGCACAGGGCACAGAUCAUUACCUUUCCAACGCAUGUUUAAUUUUGAAAAUCGGUUAUACCUUUCAAAAGUUACCGAGCUCAGAAUUAGAACUCAAUUUUUAUUUAAAAAGGGGAAAAAUGUUUGUGGAUAUGUAUUUAUGUAUGUAUGUAUGUGGAAAAGUUACACCGAUCUGAAUUUUUUUUCUGUGUUUCAAGAGGGUGUGAGGGCCGAUUCAGAACCGGUGUAAUUUUUGACUUCUGACUACCCGUAAGCCAGCUAUAGGGUUAGGUAGAUACAAAAUGGCAAAUUUUUUGGGCGUAUAUAUCUUAGGUUCAAGGAGAGACAGGAAAAUCGCAAAUACACCACAUCAAUAGGGUUGAGUUAAGCUUUCAAAUGGUGCCCAAGCGAUCAAGCUCAGACAUACACACAUCUCAGAAUAGCCGAAAAAUUGAAAAACUAAACUUUGAAAAUUUUGGUUUUUCUAUAGAGGGACUCUAGGCGAAUCCAACUUUGUUUACCUUAUAUCCGGGAAAAUUCGAAAUUUUAAGUUAUACGCUUCAUAAGUAUGAUCAAAUCUAUUUCCCAUGGGGAAAAACGGUUUUUCAAGCUCAAUUUCUGUAACAGCUUUAGUUUUCAUACUUGAUCUCAGAUGCAUCAGAUACUACUUGUCAAUACGUUUCAAACUCAUGUUUAGUGAUCAAAAUCGGUUAAGCCGUUUAGAAGUUAUUAAGCUACAAAAGUAUAAUCCAAUUAACAAUUAUUCCCGAAAUGGUUUAUGUAGUUGUAGUGGUUACGACGCUAAAUUUGAUCUGCAACGGGCAAUCCGAGUUCAUUUACCGGCCAUCCCAAUCUUUCGAUGGACACUAGAUCAUUUGGGAGAUAAUGCGACAAAGGUGACCAUUUAUAAAGCUUAACGUGUAAUCGAGAAAAAUUGCAUUUUACUUCAUACAUUUAAUUUGUAUAUAACUUGAAAAACUCCUGAUACAAGAAUAAAAAACCGCUAAACGCCGUAAAAAUGAGUGGCGCAUACAAUAUUCCAGCUACAAAAGAUCUGA
Molecule: messenger RNA, 8841 nt
Organism: Diabrotica virgifera virgifera (western corn rootworm)
Lineage: Eukaryota; Metazoa; Arthropoda; Insecta; Coleoptera; Chrysomelidae
Product: protein mono-ADP-ribosyltransferase PARP11-like
Exons: 3
Coding region: 155-1309 (384 amino acids)
Molecular function (GO): NAD+ poly-ADP-ribosyltransferase activity
Source: RefSeq, a predicted model, not a curated record